AUGCCUGCCAGCCCACUCUCUUCAUUGCACGACAUCGAGUCACAGCAUCUCUCGGAACUGUCUAUAUCAGCCUUGCUCAUCUCUCCAACGGACCUUAUCACCGUAGCAUCAUCACCGAGCAUGUCGACGACGGCCCCAACGACCUCCGCUACAAGUGCCGUCCAUCCGAACGGCACUCCCCAUCACACAGCAGACACCUUUCGCCCGCUGCUCAAAGCGCUCGCGCUCGCCGCUUCCGUCGACUCGCAAUCCGGUCAACCCAACCACCCCUCAGGAACCUCGACGAUCACGCACACACAACUCGAACAGAUCCUUCAGCACCUCGCGGAUCCCAACUUCACCUCCUCCCGAGAGAACCACGCCCAGAUCGGUUCGGCCUUGACGUGUCUCAAGUUCUGUCGACUCGACAUCCAGGCCGAGACGUUCGCUCUUGCGGCACGCAUCUUUCUGGACUGUUGUUUGGAUGUUCAUGUUCCACCGCUCGAUCGGGAGGCGGAAGAGUACGACUCUGGUGUCGAGUAUCGUGGAACGCUGGAUCUGGUAGGAACAGGUGGAGAUGGGAAGGAUACGUUCAAUGUUUCCACAACAGCCGCUAUGGUCGCGGCGGGUGUCAAAGGCGUAAGGGUAUGCAAGCACGGAGCGAAAGCCUCUUCUUCAACCUCCGGUUCAGCGGAUCUACUCAUGUCCCUGGGUAUCCCUCUACUCUCACUCCCAGCAUCUCAACUUCCCGACGUCCUUCGGAAAAGCAAAUUCAGCUUCCUAUUCGCUCAACUCUACCACCCGGCACUAGCACCUCUCGGUCCCAUCCGAAGAUCCCUCGGCUUUCCCACCAUCUUCAACGUCCUGGGUCCGCUGAUCAACCCAGCCAAACCGCAACGCUGCAUCCUCGGCGUACACAGCUACUACCUCGGUCGAAUCUUUGCCGAAGCUUUGAGAAAGAGAGGAACGCAGCGUGCUUGGAUCGUAUGCGGACAGGAAGGGUUGGACGAGAUCUCGCCUGCUGGCAAAACGGACGUUUGGGAGUUGAAUGCAGGUGAGAUCAAGGAGUUCACCAUCGAACCGAAGGACUUUGGGUUGGAGAGUCAUCCGCUGGAGCACGUGGGGAGUCAUUCCGCCGACGAAAAUGCUGCCAUCGUACUCAAGAUGUUCUCUACACCGGAUUCGAGCACCUUGCAACACGAGCCGCUCGACUCCAAUCUCGCGCUGGAUCCCCGGGACUUUGCCAACUUCGCACCGGAAACGCUGGUCCACGUCCGUUCGCUACCCACCAUCCCUCGAGGCGUCAGGCUGCAAGCCGUCAAGGACUACACCCUGCUCCAAACCGCUGCAUUGCUGUACGUAGGUUCGUACGCAUCCUCCCUCAAGCAGGCGACAGACCUCGCAAGACGCAGCAUCGAAAGCGGUGCUGCACUCAGAGCGCUCGAGACCUUCAGGGACGAAUCCAACCUGGCCAUCGUCGAAGGCGAAAAGCAGGAGCAGAGCAAGAAGGAGAACAGGGAGAACAGAAAGAGCAUCGAAGAGACGGUAAAGAACCAGGAUCAGUACAGUUAUCUACCAGAGAUCAGGCAGGAGGUAUCGGUCGGUACCGACGAUUAG
Pseudozyma hubeiensis SY62 is the source of this 1596-nucleotide messenger RNA. Its product is annotated as likely anthranilate phosphoribosyl transferase. The record is from RefSeq and is a predicted model, not a curated record. NCBI's taxonomy places the organism in Eukaryota, Fungi, Basidiomycota, Ustilaginomycetes, Ustilaginales, Ustilaginaceae. The transcript is spliced from 2 exons. Gene Ontology annotation, molecular function: anthranilate phosphoribosyltransferase activity. Gene Ontology annotation, cellular component: cytosol. The coding region runs from base 1 to 1596 and encodes 531 amino acids. Gene Ontology annotation, biological process: L-tryptophan biosynthetic process.